Triplophysa rosa is the source of this 6127-nucleotide messenger RNA. Its product is annotated as transcription factor 4-like. The record is from RefSeq and is a predicted model, not a curated record. Gene Ontology annotation, biological process: regulation of transcription by RNA polymerase II. NCBI's taxonomy places the organism in Eukaryota, Metazoa, Chordata, Actinopteri, Cypriniformes, Nemacheilidae. The transcript has 20 exons. Gene Ontology annotation, molecular function: DNA-binding transcription factor activity, RNA polymerase II-specific; protein dimerization activity; RNA polymerase II cis-regulatory region sequence-specific DNA binding. The coding region runs from base 689 to 2785 and encodes 698 amino acids. Gene Ontology annotation, cellular component: transcription regulator complex.
UGAAAUGAUGUUGUGUAGUAAAUGACUUUCAGAAAUGAAUAGAAGGGCUUUGAAACAUCUGCUGACGUUACACACGGCAGAAUAAUAAUAUCCAGUUGACCACGAAUCAUAUCUUGUUCAACAUUUAAUAUAAUCUUUAUACACAGAAAGUCCUCUUUUUCUCUGUUCUAUUCCAGUCUGACAGGGAGUGUGUACGUAUGGAUGGAUGGAUGGAUGGAUGGAGAGCUCUACGGUAGGUGGCUGUACGCGCACAGUGAUCCGGUGCGCAAAGAUCUCCGGCGAGCCCAAGGAAGCUUCACGUUUAGUCCCGUGAAUGAAAACACCGACUGCGAGGCAUCAGAAAGACAUCUAGCUGUUUCUCUAAGCCACGUUUCCGCGCAGUUAUUCGUUUAGUUUCUCGAUUUCGGAUUGUUGGACUCCGGAGGGACACUUGGAAAGACUUUAUCCACCUGAGUCUCGUGCGCCGCCGGAUACCUGCCGUGAAUUUCACCUCGCGUCGCGCAAUGUUCAUCUGAUCCGGCUCGCCUUCUCGCGCAAAGUGGAUUUUUUUGCGCUCGAUCGUUCUGUGGGUCCGUCCGCGCGCGCGUGUUUGUGAGUGUGUGUGUGAGAGAUUGCGCGCGCGUGUGUUUCUCUGAAGAUCAGACUCGCUCCUCCUGGAUCGGGUGUUUUCUCACUGCGAUCUGUUUCCAUGUCUUUAGGUUUAUGUGAUAUUUCUAAAAUGCAUCAUCACCAUCAUCAUCACCAUCAUCAGAGAAUGGCCGCGUUGGGGUCGGAUAAGGAACUUAGCGAUUUACUGGAUUUCAGCGCGAUGCGAAACAGCGAUUUGAAAAUGUUCCCCACACCAAUGAUGUUUUCACCUCCUGUCAGCAGUGGAAAGAACGGACCGACGUCUCUGGCCAGUGGACAUUUCUCAGCUUCAAAUGUUGAAGAGAGACCGAGUUCGUCCUGGGGAAAUGGAGUAAGGACCGCAAAGAAUUACGCAGACGGCUCACAGUACAGUCACAUGACCAGCCGGGACCUGGGGUCACAUGACAACAUUUCUCCUCUGUACGUCAACUCCAGAUUAGCAGGUAAACCAGAACGAGUGUCGUAUUCUUACGGACGAGACUCCAGCAUACACGGCUGUCAUCAGUCCGGUCUCAUGGGAGGUGAGGUGGGAAUGGUCAGUCCUGAGACGGUGUCGCCCACCAAACUGGGAUCCCAGUAUUACCAGCAUUACACGGGAAACCCGCGGCGACGAGCCCUGCACACCGACCCCAUGGAAGUCCAAACGAAAAAAGUGAGGAAAGUUCCUCCAGGAUUACCCUCUUCAGUGUACGCCCCUUCAGCCAGCACUGCCGAUUAUAACCGUGAUUCACCCGGUUACCCGUCCUCAAAAGCACCAGGCAGCAGCUUCCCCACGUCUUUCUUUAUGCCAGAUGGUCAUCACAGUUCAGAUCCAUGGAGUUCAUCAGGCAGUAUGAAUCAGAGCGGAUACAACAGCAUGCUGGGAAACUCGGCACACGCGUCUCAGAGCAGCAGUUACUGCGGCAUACAUCCACACGACAGACUCAGUUACCCGUCACACUCGUCGGCUGAGAUUAACCCCAGUCUUCCUCCCAUGUCCAGUUUCCAUCGCAGCGGCGGCUCGAGUCACUACAGCACCGCCUCCUGCUCGGCCACCACCAACGGAACAGAGAGCACCAUGGCCAAUCGAGCGUCGAGUGCAGCGGCCAGCAGCUCACAGACGGGUGAUGCGUUAGGAAAGGCUUUGGCUUCAAUCUAUUCUCCCGAUCACACCACCAACAGUUUCCCAUCAAACCCGUCCACUCCAGUGGGAUCGCCCCCCUCGCUCGCAGCUGCCAGUACGGCUGUAUGGUCGAGGAACGGUCAGGGAGCUUCAUCCCCGAGCUAUGAACCACCUCUGCACACUCUGCAGAGCCGUAUCGAGGACAGACUGGAGCGUCUAGAUGAUGCCAUCCACGUGUUGAGGAGUCACGCGGUGGGACCGUCCACGGCGAUGGCCGGCGCUCACGCAGACAUGCACGGAUUGAUCGCUUCAUCUCACUCUCAUAACGGAGCCAUGAGCGGUCUGAGCUCGGGAUACAGCUCAGGACUGCUGUCUGCUAACAGACACUCACUCAUGGUGGGUGGUCAUCGCGAGGAUGGUGUUGGUUUGAGGAGUGGUCACUCCAUCGGGUCCAGUCAGGUUCCAGUACCGCAACUCCCUGUGCAGUCAGCCACCUCCCCCGACCUCCAGCCCGACCCCUACAGAGCUCUGUCGGCGGGUCUGCAGGGUCACAGCACCUCAUCUGUGAGCUCAGAGAUUAAAUCAGAAGAUGAAGGAGACGAGAAUCUCCAGGACAGUAAAUCUCUGGACUCCAAGAAAGAAGACAUGGACAGCAAGGAUCUCAAAGGAUUAGAGAGGUCAAGAUCUAGUAAUAAUGAUGAUGAGGAUUUGACUCCGGAGCAGAAACUGGAGAGAGAGAAGGAGCGGAGGAUGGCCAAUAACGCCCGCGAGCGUCUGCGUGUGCGUGACAUCAAUGAAGCGUUUAAAGAACUGGGACGUAUGGUGCAAAUUCACCUCAAGAGCGACAAACCACAGACUAAACUGCUCAUACUGCAUCAGGCCGUUGCUGUCAUCCUGAGUCUGGAACAACAGGUCCGAGAGCGGAACCUCAACCCCAAGGCGGCGUGUUUGAAGAGACGAGAAGAGGAGAAAGUGUCGUCGGACGGCCCUCCUCUCUCAUUGGCCGGUGCCCACCAUGGCAUGGGCGAGACGUCCAAUCCCAUGGGACAAAUGUAAAGAGCCACACCCCCAGAAUGGUCAAAGCUGCCAGAGUUCAUCAAAAUGGCGACCAAUCACUUCUUCUGACAGUCCGAAAAAAUCAAUCAAACUUCCAUCUGAUCCUCCAACUUCAACUGUCCUCUUCUUCACCGGAUCACAGCAUCUGUACGGAUUUACUGUAAAUUAUGGAAAACUGGCAGAGCCGCAUGGAGUCAUCAUCCGUAUCUUCCUCCUGCUCAAACAAAAAAGAAGAGGCUUUCACCGAACACAAUACGGACAGCAGUGGAUUCCUCAAACAUAUCAUGAUGAUGUAAGAACAGCCCUCUGAUUUCAAUGGCAAUCUUGUCCACACUGUGGGACUUCUGUAGCUGUGCCUCACGGGACGUCUGAACGACCAACACAUUGAUCACAUUCUCUAGUGUGGGGCUUUAAAUCGACAACGGGAUGGGAUCAGGUUGUAGAAUUUCACAAAAUUGCUCAAAUAGUUGCAAUAAUGAUGUGUGUUGUUUUCGAAGGUUAGUGAGAAAACGUGGUUUUUGGUGAGUAAAAUUUGACAGGGACGACAAAGUGUUUCGAAACCAGCAAGACCCCGACAGUGACAAUUUAUGGUGUGUUUCUUCACCACGAUAGAACAGGUUUGUCAUCAAACGCUGACUAUCAGUGAGCUAAACUUUGCUCUCAUAGACCCGAAGGUCUCGGUUUAUGAGCAGACGUGUGCGCAGAUGGCCACACCCCGUUCAACAGAAGAUGGUCCCACCGGUGAUCUCUCCUGUUUAACCCCCCCCCGCAAGGAGCCCCAAGAUGCAAUUUUCACAAGACUUAACUCCAACCGAUGUGCCUUUUAGAGCUCAUAUCAUCACACGACUCAUUAUCAGAACUUUCUAGAAUGCAAGCGUAGGAAACGUUAGUCUUUAGGUCUAUGCAGACAGGUAUUUUAUGGCCUGGACUUUAAAAAAAAAGUAAAAAGGUAAAAAAAGUAUUUUUUGGAUAAACUGUAUUUAAUGUACUGUAUGCCUAUAUGUAAUUAGUAGGUGUGUCCACCCCUCGUGGCCCCGCCCAUAACCCCGCCCACAGCCCGUCACUGUUGUUAUUGAGCGUUGUAUUAUAGCUAUCGGCUUUUAUGAAGACUGGCUUGUUGUUGAGCCGCUGUAGUCCACAGUACACACGUGUGUGGUUAUAUGUGUAAAAUGUUUCAUUUUUCUUUUGUUUUGAUAUUUUUAUGGUAUGUCUGAGCUGGUUUCUUUUGCAAAAAGAAAAAAUGGAGAGAAAAAACAAGAAAGCAGCCGCACACGUCUGGGCAGUGUUUCUGAAAAAAAUGUCUAUUGGAAAAAAAACCAUAUAUAUAAAUGUAUAAAUCUAUACAGUAUAUAAAGCGAGGCCUGGAGUUUUUUGGAAGGAGUGUGGACGUGAAGUGGAUUUUCUUUAUUUCCGUAAAGCGGAGAACUCUCGUCCCUCGAGGAGACACGUGACUCUUUCGUACCGAUGCCUCCGCGGGACCGAAGGGUCGUCCGCUCUCGUCCAAGAGAGACGACCGCCGCCGCGCCUACAAGGCAAAUGUGGACAUUUGUAAAUUGUAUGCAACAAAUGCGAACUUACCAUUAUUUUGAAAUUGUGUAUGUAAAAGUUAUAUUUUUACAUGUAGGCUGUUGUUAUUUUGUGUUUAGAAAAUGCGUUGUAUUCUUUUUUUUCUUUGUUACGAGACGAAAAAAGAACUCAUUGCGUGUUGAAACGUGUCACAUUGAAAAUGUAGUAAGGUCAAAAGCAAAAAACGAAAACAAAAAAACGUUCUGUUUAUAUUUCUGGGAACAUUUUUCUUUUGUAAACGUGGGGGUGGGGCUAGGGAAUCAAAGCUAUACGAUCAUUCUCUCGACCUCUUUCAUCGUUUCAUUGUCAUUUUUUAUUGUAUUUCUGUAAAUAGAAUCACGAGCUGAGGGUUCGGGACACUUUUUAACCUGCCAGUGAUCAUGUGACCAACAAUCAGAUCAUCGUUUUCAUGAUAAUCACUUUUGUAAAGAAACAUCAGUGACAGAAUCGACUCGACUUGUUUUUAGUGAUGGUGGUUCAUAAUGACGGCUAAACGUUUCUUUGUGUUUUUUCCAAAACAAAAUGAAAAGUGUCAUGAAUCUUUAUGCAUUAUUUGCAGAUGCAGAUUAUUCCACCACAAUCCUGAUGUGGCACAUGUGUACUUCAGCAUCGCUUCAGUCCUGAUGGUGUUUUUGUCCUUUCGCUCAGUUUUCCGAAACAUCUGAAGUUGUGUUUUGCCAGUGCUGAAGAUGUUUGAAUACUUCUCUUGUGCUCAUCACCUUGUUGUAGCUGAUUUGAAUUCCUACGAUGACAGUGGAAAGAUGAUGAUGUUUCCUCUCGGUUGUUCAUAAUGUACAUACUUGUUAUUGCUUUUAUUAACUGAUUUGUUUUUGGUUUGUUUUUUAAGUCAAAUGCGAAACUGAACUGUGUAAGCGACAGUUUUCCAUCGAGCCGUGGGCAGCGUGAACUCUUCAGUGCUCCUCAGAUUGUGAGAUAAAGAUUAUUCCAGACGCCGCUGCUCGUUUUUGUGAGCGGUUUGUACCGGAGCUCGUCGUGCUUUGUGUCCUCUGAGUUUUUGGAGAAAUACGUUUUCUUUUUGUCACUUGAGUGUGAUUUCAAUAAAGAGAGCCGUUCUAGGACGCUUCUGCUCUUCGGUUACACCAUCACCCCAUUCAAAACCAUUACCACAAAAAUACUGACUUAUUAUUGCAAACUUUAAUCGUCGGUCUUGCACUGAGGUUGUUUGAUGACCUUCUGAGAUUCAGAUGUCACGUUCAAUUGAGUGGAGAUGAACGUAUAAAUGUGAAAAUGACCAAGUUCAAAGCAGCACAAAGAGAAAUCUGCAAAGAAAAUAAUGAAAAUUAAAGCAAGAGAAAUAACUGGAGUGUUUGCAGUUAAAUGUGUGUCAUGUAUGACUCAUGUGUGAACUGAGGCCUUUUCCAUCCUCUCAUGACAAACACCACAGAAGCGCUCGUCUCUGUUUUAAAACGUCAAACUUGAUCUGGUGUAUUCUGAGAGGCAGUUCUCUCGAAAACAAUUGACAAAACUGGAGGAUACCACAAAAAGAAUUUCACUUUGUAGUUUUGUGGAAUCAUAUGUUAUGUUUGUUGCUUUGUUUUAUUAUUUAAAGACAUCUUUACUGUCCGAUGUGUGUGUCAUAAAUCUUUAAAGCAUAAAUGUUGUGUGGUUGUGUUUUCAAGCUUACGUUCUUCAUUUUUGAUUUGAUGUUAUUGUUUCAUCAUCCAGCAUCCGUUGUUUUUUCUCGUCCUGUAGUUAUUCAGUGUUGUUGUGUACAUACAGUAACAUCUCCAGCAAUAAAUGUGCCAUUUUAAUGAC